CCAUCUAUUCUUUUCAAGUUUAAGAUGGCGACUAGUGUAGAGAUAUUUGAAGGUAUACAGCGUGACUGUGUUGGAAUGUUUGGUUUCGGGGCUUGUAUAUGGGCUGAUCCAGACAAAAUGAUGGAUGCACUUGUCAUUGAGGAUGCUUUUAUAGAAACCAAAUUCCCAGUAAAGAUGAAUGGAAAAAACACAACGUACGAUUAUUUCACUAAUGUUCUAAGAAGUGCUUGCAACAAGCCCAAGGACUUUGGCUCAACCUGUCAUUUUAUGUUGCUCUAUUGCUUGGGCAAUGGAGGCUGUGACCCUGAUGUUUAUCUACUCAUGGAAAAUGGAGACAAAUUUUAUAUUAAAGAUAUGAUUGAAAUCCUAAGCAACGAGGAGAGCCAACUAAUGGAUCCAGAGUAUAAUUAUACAUGCUUCCUGUUUUUUGAGAUCACCCUUCAAGAUGAGUCCCUUGCUAUAGGUGAUCCUAGGCUCCCAAGGGGGCCUAAAGUGGACAGGUUUGUCAUUGCAACGUCUGGUCUACAAAAACCUGGGUAUGUUGAGAAAGGUAAAACCUGGAGACAUAAACUGGCAGAAGCACUUUUUGAUGACUUUAAAAAUGGGACCGUGCUAAAUAAACUGGCAAAAUUAAAGAAAGAUUUUCUGCUGAUGCAGUACGUCAUUAAUGCUGGACAGCUUUUUCAACUAGAUUAUGAUUUGCAGACGAACACUUAUUACAAUGGUGUCAUGAUCACGUCAACAUCCUCCGAUAAAUCUCAAGACUUUGAAACUGACGAGAGAAAUAUAGCAACUACAUUUGGAGACCUCCGGUUCAAAAUCUUGGAUUUGUCUAAAAUAGUGACAGAGACUCUGCCAAGGGAGUCCGACACAUCUUUUGCUUUCAAUCUCCCGUCACUCAUAAAAGCUAUUACUUGCUAUGAAUAUUCAACUUCGGUUGCUUUCCUCUCAUUUUACUAUUCUGGAUACGGGGGGAUGGACGAAGACACUGGACGAAUUUAUUUUCUCGAGAGCAAGCAGAAAUAUUACAUUGACGACAUUGUGAGCCUCUUUAUGAAACGGAAGGACUCUGAUAAGUUGUGUAUCAUUCUUCUUGAGCUGUGUCUCCCAGAGGAUUCUCCCGAUAUUCCUAUAGGACCUCUCCUCCUUCCAGCCUUUAAAAAUAUCGUAGUUGCUGUCUCUGGUCUCCACAAAGCAAGUGUGUGCCGCACUCCUGAAAAGGAAGGGAAGUGGACAAAGAAGUUGUGCGAAAAAAUAAGUGAAGGGAAAGAGCCUUUGGCUGUCCUGUUGGAUGAGGUCGGAGAGGAACUUCCAGAAAUAGGAGGACAGUAUGUGUACUCAUGUCCACUUUUUACUCUGAAAAAUCCUCCAGAUCUUGCUAUUGAUUGUACUAAGAAACAAAGCACUGUGCCCAUUUCUUAUACAAAAUCAGCCCCAGCUAACAUAAUGAAGAAGAGACCAAGGCCAAGAGAUGCAGCAACUCUCUUAGGCCAUGUUGCCUACAAAUGGAAGGAUAUUGGGAAGAAUCUCGGAGUCUCUAAUGAUAAUCUACAAAACCUUGAAGUCAUGCCUCAACCUGAUGUCACUAAGUUGAUGUGGAUGAUUAAUAAAGCUGACAACCUGACCUGGGCCUCACUUUAUACUGGAGUAUACAAUGUUGAUAAGUCUAAAGCUGAUGAAAUGAAAGCAAAGGUUAUGAAAGAUUCUGCCAUAUUCUCAAAUUAUCAUGAUAAUUAGUAAUUUGCCACUGACGUAUUUAAUCUAGUAUUUUUAAUGACUUUAAUAAAAAGCUUUUGUUCUUUUUACAGUA
Molecule: messenger RNA, 1810 nt
Organism: Amphimedon queenslandica
Lineage: Eukaryota; Metazoa; Porifera; Demospongiae; Haplosclerida; Niphatidae
Exons: 5
Coding region: 25-1737 (570 amino acids)
Source: RefSeq, a predicted model, not a curated record